CAGUCCCAGCCGCUCCCGGAGGAGGACUGCAUGCAGCUGAACCCCUCCUUCCAGGGGAUCGCCCUCAGCGCCCUGCUGGCCAUCGACAUCUCCCUCUCCAAGCGGCUGGGCGUCUGCGCCAGCAACGCCUCGGCCUGGGGCCACGCCCGCUCCAUGGUCAGCUUCGUCGGCAUGACCGGCCACGGCGUCCUCUGGGUCGGCGCCACCCUCGUCUGCCUGGUGAAGAGCAGCACCCUGGCCGGCCAGGAGGUCCUCCUGAACCUGCUCCUCG
Messenger RNA from Gekko japonicus, 271 nucleotides. Its product is annotated as probable lipid phosphate phosphatase PPAPDC3. NCBI's taxonomy places the organism in Eukaryota, Metazoa, Chordata, Lepidosauria, Squamata, Gekkonidae. The transcript has a single exon. The record is from RefSeq and is a predicted model, not a curated record. The annotation marks the transcript as partial.